This is a messenger RNA of Clonostachys rhizophaga, 978 nucleotides long. The record is from the annotation of a GenBank genome assembly. NCBI's taxonomy places the organism in Eukaryota, Fungi, Ascomycota, Sordariomycetes, Hypocreales, Bionectriaceae.
AUGCCAGCCCCCAGCGACGGAUACACAACGCGGGGCCUCCCCCCUCCCCCCGCGGUCUCCACGACCACCAUCCCCAUGGCCGGCCUCCUCGUCGACGUCUACGGGCUGGACGAGCUGCCCGCCUCGCCGUCCGCCCCCGUCACAUGCCUCUGGCUCCUGCACCCCCGAACCCGCACCCGCGGCCGCAUGCACGACAUCGCCGCCCGCACCGUCAAGGCGUGGCACGGCUCGUCCGAGACGGGGAAGCGGGGGCUCGUGGCGCUGUGCUUCGACAUGCCCAACCACGGGACGCGGGUGGUGAGCGAGAGGGCCAACGGGGCGUGGGCGGCCGGCAACGACACCCACGCCAUCGACAUGCUGGGGAUGGUCAAGGGCGCAAGGGCGGACAUGAGCGGGCUGAUGGACGUGGUGGCGGGGUAUCUGGGGAGGGAGAAUGUGGACGGGCACGUCGUGCUGGGGUGGAGUUUGGGGGGACACGCGGCGUGGCAGGCCUGGCUGGGGGAGGAGAGGGUGGACGCUGCGGUUUCUGUGAUUGGGAGCCCUGAUUUUAUGGGCCUCAUGGGUGGCAGGGCGGCUGGGUCGAAGCUCGACUGCGGCGCGCAGUUCCUCGGGAGCAGGUUCUUCCCGCGGGAUCUCGUUGCUGUCUGUAAGGCGAACGACCCCAAGGGGUUCUUGUUCUCUGACGCUCCUCUUCCUGAGCUUCCCCUAUCUGAGGUUGAGCGUUCGCGGCUGUCGGCGCUGGUUGAUUCGCGGGGGUUGAGGAGCAAAAAGUUGCUUCUCCUCUCUGGGGGGGAUGACCAGCUGGUACCGCAUAAGUUUACCGCGCCGUUUGUGAAAGUGCUGGCGGAGGUUGGCGGGUUGCAGAUUGACGACCGUGUGUUUGAUGGGGUUGGGCACUGGUUCAGCGCGGAAAUGGUAGAGCAGGCUGUUGAGUUUUUGGUGAAGGCUGUAGGGGAGGGACCUAGACCAAAGAUCUAA